Messenger RNA from Caenorhabditis bovis, 1227 nucleotides. Lineage: Eukaryota; Metazoa; Nematoda; Chromadorea; Rhabditida; Rhabditidae. The record is from the annotation of a GenBank genome assembly.
AUGGACUCGAAUGAACCUAUAGAUGAUUCUGAAAUGAAUUUAUUUGACGAAGGGGAUAUUGUGAUCAAUUCGGAGCUUGAUGCAGAUUGCUAUUCUAAAAAACCCGCUGGCUAUGAGCUUACAGACACAAAGCGGUUUAAGACCCCAAGCGGAGUUCAAAAAACCGCCACAAUAGAUCGGCAGCAUCUCCAAAUGGGAAAUGAGAUAAUUGUCGACGACUUAAUACAAGACGGAGAAGAUGUUGUUGUUGAAAGUUCGAUGAACUAUGAGCCGUCGACGUCUUCAAUAAAUGAAGAAGAUAGUCGACAACCUCAACCAUUACGCAGGAUGGUUAUUCGUAUAGGAAAAAAGACGCUACGAUUUAAAGUGAUUAAUGCAAACGAAGCACCAGAGAGUCACGAAGUCUAUGAAAGUUCGUGGCUAACUGACCCAGAGCCUGUAACAGAACCAAAAGCACUAGCAGGCCUCUAUCAUUGCGCCAAUUGUAAGACAUAUUUCGGAAAUAAGGAGGUUUGGCAACGACAUAUCACGGAAAUUCACGGCGAUCCACGGCCAUUCAGAUGCUUCAAUUGUGGAAUGCGCUUUUCAAGUAAAAGUUCGAUGACUCUGCAUCUUCGAGAUCACGCUUUGUUGAGUCCCGUAUAUUCAUGCAAGUUUUGCUCGCGUUUGUUCAACAAAAUCGAAAAUAGGAACCUCCAUCAGAAAAUGCACGUUGUAAGGCACACAUGCGCUCAUUGUAAUCGAUUUUUCCGAACCGAACAAUUGCUUAACAAUCACAUCAAACUUCAACAUAAUUUUGAUUCUCAUGGUACAGCUCGCGGUCGAGCAGCGCGAUUUAGAUGCACAUAUUGCAGAAAGACGUUCCAUUUCAAAAGAGAUAUGGUAAUACAUGAGCGAAUCCAUACGGGCGAGCGUCCUUUCACUUGCGGCUACUGCGGAAAAGGGUUUGCACAAUCUCAAUCUCUUAUAAUUCAUACGCGUACUCACACCAAUGAUUUACCAUACAAGUGUGAUAUUUGUGAUAAAAAGUUUAGGGAAAGCUCAUCUUUGCGGAAACAUGAACUUGCUCGCCAUGUUGGCCAACCUGUCACUAGACUGCCGUUCCAAAGCAACAGAAUGCCGGCCGUCAGCAUGAAUCCGCUAGGUAAAACUCUACGUUUCACGAGGAAGCCGGAAAAACCGCUACUCCCGGCAGAUGCUCAACACACUUUAUACCCUUCUAUAUAA